AGAUGGAACAAAAUGAAAUUCGUCGUCAUAUUAAUAGACAAUUUUCAAUUAGAGGACAUUCUCUGAGCAAGGACACUUUGUCCUACCUGGUUGACCAAUUAAAAGAUAUGGGCCGUGAGCAAUAUCAGAAAACGAUGGCCAAAGUUAUGGAAUUAGUCGAAAAGGAAAAUGUCGAUUCUGGUCUGUUGGACUUGAAUCUGCUCAAAAAUGUCUUGAAAGUCCUCUCAAGACAACAGAAAAAUGAAAGUGAAAUUAAUUUCAAGCUAGAAAAUGCUUUUGAAUUGUUAGCAGCAAAUAAGGAAACGUCAAGGGAUGUUCAUUUGGGUACUGAUGUUUAUUGGAAGCGAUUUGAUCUUGUUAAAAAGUUAUUAGCCAAAAAUCAAUCAACAGAAGAUGAUGUUUUUGUUUCAAUCGACUCAAUUUUUAAUUUAUGCGGCUCCAAAAUAUGUAUAUUAGCUCAACUCUGUAGAGGAGACGGUGCUUGGUUUGUUGCUGAAGACCAAACAGCACGAAUCAAAUUAGAUUUGACAGAAGCAACAUACGAACCUGGAAUUUAUUUUGAGGGGGGUAUUUUUGUUUUUGAAGGAAUUUGUUCUUUGACAACAUUAAAAGUUGAAAAAGUGUCACUUCCAAGACUGACAGGAAUUAAUUCAGAGGAAAAUACUUCUCAACGGCAAGAUGUUCGCUUUUCUAGAAGAAGGGAUCCAAACGAUAGAAUUUGCAUUUUUUCUGAUCUUUUGUUGGAUAAUGAUAAGGUGUUGAAAGCUUUUUAUCGAAUUCUUGAUGGUUUUUCAUCCAAUCCACCAAACAUUUUUGUCCUCUGUGGACGUUUUUUGAGCGUGCAAAGAGCUUAUGGGUAUACCGAUCAAAGUAUUACAGCUUUCCGUCAUUUGGCCAAUAUUCUUUCACAUUUUUCUACAAUCUAUUUAAAUUCGCAUUUUAUUUUGGUGCCACAUCAGGAAGAUCCACCGCCUUUAAUCACAUUUCCAUGCCCCCCUCUACCCCCAAGUGUUCAAAAAUGUUUCAAAGAUUUGCCAAAUAUACAUUUUGCUUCUAACCCGUGUCGACUUAUUUUCAAGGAUAGACACUUUCUUAUAUUUCGUGACGAUGUGAUAGAAAAAAUAUGCAGGUCAGCCAUUCAUAUGCCAAAAGAUGUACAGGCUGAAAUGAUUCCAAAAUUGUUUUGCGACACAAUGUGGAGUCAACGACACCUUUCACCACUUCCCCUCUUUUACAAUUCAAUACAACCCGAAACUGAUAAAUUAUUUCAUUUAUGGCCUGAACCGGAUGUUCUUUUAUUAGCUGAUAAAUUCAAAGGAUUUAUAGAAGAAGAAAAUAAUCAGAGACGGUUAACGAUAAAUCCGGGGCCAUUUUUGGCAGAAAAUUUUGAAUUUCAAGUAUAUUUCCCAACUUUAGGAAGGGUCGAUAAUUCUGUUUUUGUUUUAGAUGAGAAUUGA
Meloidogyne enterolobii is the source of this 1457-nucleotide messenger RNA. NCBI's taxonomy places the organism in Eukaryota, Metazoa, Nematoda, Chromadorea, Rhabditida, Meloidogynidae. The record is from the annotation of a GenBank genome assembly.